AGUGCGGGCGGUGCCGGGGCCUGCGCAGAGAGGAGCGCCCACCUCAGCUCUCUUACUGCUCAGCUUUCCUUCCCGAGAAACAGCGUUUGAUUGCACUUGUAAAAUAGUGUGUCACUGUGGGAGCAGUUGCACCAUACCUCAUUCCACCAGGGCUCUGCUGGCCACCUCUCAGCUAAGCAACAGGAGUUGGUUUAUCUGAAACAUCCUGAACUGGAGAAAAAGUGACUGUUCAAACAGGACCAACUCUUAACCACUCCUGAGUUCUGCAGGUGGCAAUGUCUCACUGGGCCCGGCUCCUCUCCGCUGCUGCCAAAGUCAACCUGCUGGUCCUGGUACUUCCUCUGCUGCUUUCCUGGUCAAGCCUAAGUGACAGAGUUCCCGAGUUUGCCCUUACAAAAAUAGAAGAGAGCGACAUAAAAGAUGACAGUGGGACAGAGCCAAGAGGAGAGGAUGAUGCUGAUCCUGAAGACCUGGAAGUGUUUUACCCCACACACCAGUGGCAAGCCAUCCGUGCAGGUCAAGCUGUUCCUGCAGGGUCACACGUACGACUAAAUCUGCAGACAGGAGAGAGAGAAGCCAAGCUCCCAGAGAGUGAAAUUGGAAAAAGCGACACGAGAGAAGAAAGAAGAAGAAAAAGGCUGGGCAAGGUGGAUGUGGACUCAAAUUCAUUCACAUCCCAGGAGCUCAAAAAGGCAUUGGCUAAAAUGAAGGCAAGUGAGAAGGCAGAAAGCAAGGCUCGUGAGGAAGAGGUGAAGAAAAAGUUCCGGCCCAUAGAGCAGCUGAAGGAGGAGUUCGAAAAACUGAAUGUGAAGUUGGAAACAGAUUAUGAAAUUAUGGUGAAAUUAAUCAGCAAAUUCAACAGCUCUGCCUCCACGCUGGAUGAAAAAGUAGCGGCACUUUACGACCUUGAAUAUUAUGUUCACCAGGUGGACAAUGCUAAGGAUUUCCUCUCCAUGGGUGGGCUCCAGCUGGUGAUCCACGGGCUGAACAGCACCGAGGCCGUGCUGAAGGAGCACGCUGCUUUCGUCCUGGGAGCUGCCCUGUCCAGCAACCCCAAAGUGCAGAUAGAAGCAAUAGAGGGUGGUGCACUGCAGAAGCUCCUGGUGAUUCUGGCCACCGAGCAACCCCUGGCUGUCAAGAAGAAGGCUCUCUUUGCUCUCUCCUCCAUGCUGAGGCACUUCCCCUACGCCCAGCAGCAGUUCCUCAAGCUAGGUGGCCUCCAGGUCCUCAGGAGCCUCUUCAGGCAGAAGGGGAUGGACACCCUCCAUGUCCGUGUGGUGACACUGCUCUACGACCUCAUCAUGGAGAAGAUGCUCCUUGAGAACUCACAGCACGGAGAUCAAACGGAAGAGAAAAUCCAGCAGUACCAGCAAGUGAAGCUCGUCCCUGCGGUGGUGGAGCAGGACUGGUGCGUGGUUGUUUCCAACCUGCUGGCCAUGCCAGAGCAUGACACUCGGGAGAAGGUCCUCAAGAUGGUUGGUGUGCUGAUGACCUUCUGCAAGGAGCGGUACCAGGAGGACCAGGCCCUCAGCACCACUCUCAGCAUCCUGCGCAGCGAGUACGAGGAGCUGGCGGCAGAGGAGCAGCGGGAAGGAGACAGAGAUGGUUAUUUCAAGGAGCUCCUUGGCUCAGUGAAUACCAUCAUUCAGGAAUUAAGAUGAAAACAGCUGUAGAUGGAGUUCAUUUCCAGCUAGCUCAGGGCAGCAGCGUGAGUGUUGAUGGCACCAAUGUAAAUGCCCCUUUGAAUAAAUUGCUGGACCUAAAUGAGCUCCCACCACUGGGCGAGUGUGCCACCAGCUUCGUUAGCUAAACACACGUGCUGGGGACAUGUCAUCUUGUGCAUGGGGUGCUGCUGGAGAAAGGUAUGUACCUGAGGGGGA
Calypte anna (Anna's hummingbird) is the source of this 1880-nucleotide messenger RNA. RefSeq names its product SIL1 nucleotide exchange factor (gene SIL1). The record is from RefSeq and is a predicted model, not a curated record. NCBI's taxonomy places the organism in Eukaryota, Metazoa, Chordata, Aves, Apodiformes, Trochilidae. The transcript is spliced from 12 exons. The coding region runs from base 276 to 1661 and encodes 461 amino acids.